Messenger RNA from Colletotrichum fioriniae, 1878 nucleotides. RefSeq lists its product as uncharacterized. The record is from RefSeq and is a predicted model, not a curated record. Lineage: Eukaryota; Fungi; Ascomycota; Sordariomycetes; Glomerellales; Glomerellaceae. Gene Ontology annotation, biological process: regulation of DNA-templated transcription. Gene Ontology annotation, molecular function: zinc ion binding; DNA-binding transcription factor activity, RNA polymerase II-specific.
AUGAAGGAAUGGCUUCUCACGCCUUGUGGUCCCAGGCGCCGACACGUAAAGUGCGAUGAAGUGAAGCCAUCAUGCAAGCGAUGCGUGAAGUGGCAAGGGUUCUGUGAGGGAUACGACUCUCCCAAUAGCUCUUCGGGCUCACCCCCUAGCUCAGACGACGCAGACAACACCAAUAAGGCAACAACAUCAUCAUCAUCAUCCGUCGUCCGCGUAUCCAAGAAGAAGUCGCUCGUCGCAAACGCCCGCCCUAGGUCACAAUCUCAACUAAUCGACAUUAGCCUGCCGUUCGAACCCACCGAGAACCUCUUUGUAAAUGACUUUGAACGCCAGUACUUUGACUACUGGCUCUCUCGCCGCUACCGCCUCGGCGGCGGCUUCUUCGACGAGCAGCUAUGGGCCGAGACCAUCCCGCAAAUGAGCCACCAGCACGCCUCAGUCCGGUACGCCGCCAUGGCCGUCGGCGGCAUCGGUAAAGCCCUCCACCACAGCCUGAAGCCGACCACACCCGCCCAGCUCGGUGCAAACGGGCCGCACUACGGCCUCGCCCUCUCGUAUUACGGCCGCGCCAUCCGCGAGGUCCACAAAGCCGCCUCCGCGCCUCGCGAAGAGACCAACAGCAGCAGCAGUCUCCGGGCCGCCAUCGUCUGCUGCCUGCUCUUUGUCUGCUUCGAGGUGCUCCACGGCGAUCGCAAGGCUGCCUUUGCGCUCAUCAACAGUGGGCAGACGAUGAUGGACGAGCUGCUGCGCCGGUGCGAGGAAGACAAGAGCCGGGAUAAGAGCAUCAUUGGCGCCGAGGUCGUCGAGACGGAGGCGCUGCAUGUGUUUCAGCGGCUUAUCCAGCAGUCUUGGUCUUGCGGUGUGCUCCGACGGCGGGAGAGGCGCCCCUUGGAGAGGGAGGGCAAUCUUCUCGCGGAAGAGAAGAGGGACUCGUACUCGUCUGAGUCGUGGUGCUGCCAGGGAGGGCCGGGGAGGAAGUGCGCGAUUCACAAGAUGCCCUCCAUCUUUAGUAGCCUCCAGGAAGCUCGUCGGUGGUGGGAUGUGACGCAGCACUACGUGACGCACUCCUCCGACAUUGUCUGCCGCGUGACCCAGCUAGGUUUGAGCGAAGACUUUCUCUCCGAGUGCAACGAGCGCAUCCGCAGGCAACUAGAAGAAAGCGAGCGCUUAAGAACCGGUGCCGUCAACAAAGCGUCCGCGUCCGCGUCCACGUCCACGUCCUCAUCAUCGUUCGCGGCUGCAGGGGCCGAGGACACCGCCUCGCGCUGGCAAGACUUCAGAGACGCCCUAGCGCGAUGGGAAACCGGCUUCGCGCCCCUCUGGACCGCCGCCCGCAAGACCAAGACGUCAGACGAGAGGUCCUACAGCCAAGCAGCGCACCUCCGUGCGCAAUACCUCACCCUCUCCAAUUGCCUCGAGUCCCCUCUCGGCUGCAGCUACGAGCGCGUGGCCCGCCUGACCCCGCGCUUCCGUGAGGUGAUCCAGCUCUCCGCCGGUCUGCUCGACUACCAGAAGCGCUCUUCCCUGCCCGGCGAGAUCUUCACCAUGGACAUGGGUCCCACGUGGCCGCUCUUCCUCGCGGGGACGCGAUGUCGGGUUCCCGAGCUGCGCAACGAGGCGAUCCGGCUGCUGCGGGAGAACCCGCGACGGGACGGACUGUGGGAUAGCCGGUUCUUUUAUGCGCUGAUGAUGAGGAACAAGAUGUUGGAGAUUUCGAAUUCGAGGGAGGGGACGCCGGAGGAGCAGUGGUGGCGGUUGCAGCAUCGGUCUGCGUGUGUUGAUGAGCAGGGGGCGUUAAUUGCCAAGGCGAUGGAUAAGAAUCCGUUGACGGGGACGUGGGAUUUGGGGGAGGAUAAUGUGAGGCGAUUUCUGUUUGAUUGA